AAAAUUGGUGAAAAAAAGGUAUUGGCUUCUAGGAUUAUGUCGUCCUUUUCCAUCGAAAAUAAUCCUUCCCACGUGACGAGUUCCCUCGUGGGUCCGUUCCCUCACGAUGCAUGGGACCCCGAAUUGGGUCUCAGCCCUCAGGGUGACCCAUUGAGCCCGGAAUAUGUGACUUCUGUCCCGUUGGUGAAUAAAGACACACUCGAUGGGAUGAACUUUUCGGACUUUUAUCAAAAUGACACUGUCCGAUUGGAUCUGCUCCUGAAGAUUCUUCAGGAGAGAGAUCGGAACAUGACCAAGUAUCAUCAUCAUGGCAAAUACUUCACUUCGUCCAUGGAUCUCGUUGUGGUGCAGCUCUCGCUUUUGGCCAUAUUAGUCUCGAUUGCUCUUUGUUGGGCAUGCUGUUUUAAAAGGCGCAUCAUUCAAACGAUAUACGAGACCCUAAGCCAAACCACAGAUGUGAAAUGA
Tigriopus californicus is the source of this 465-nucleotide messenger RNA. RefSeq lists its product as uncharacterized. The record is from RefSeq and is a predicted model, not a curated record. The transcript has 3 exons. Lineage: Eukaryota; Metazoa; Arthropoda; Copepoda; Harpacticoida; Harpacticidae. Bases 37 to 465 code for a protein of 142 amino acids.